AGGUUAUGGACCCAGACGAAGUACUCAGCUCAACGUCUGGAAAAGCAAAUUUUUAUCGUAUUGCACGACUUUUGAUAAGUGGAGGUACCAGCCUUCUGAGGGAGAUAUUUGACGCUCGUUGUCCACCGAGCCAACUUGCCAAAAUAUUGAGUGCUCCUGCAACAAAGCGACUUCUGAAAGGAGCAAGAUUGACUAAGCCACAGUGGGACUAUCUUUACCCCUCCCCAGGAGUGUAUGGGAAAUCGACAGAUUUUGAUGUCACGCUGCUUACUAGAUUACUGAGAACAAUAUGCAGCAUUCCUCCUCCUUCAGCGGGAUGGGACACGCCACCGUCAAACACAGACCACAAGUUAGCAGCGGAUUUAGUGAGAAUAAGGCUUUUACGAAAUUCGGUUUAUGGACAUGUAAGCCAGAUGAUGGAGAUUGCAGACGAAGAGUUUCCACGUCUUUGGCAAGAGAUUAGUAAAGUUCUCUUUAGAAUUGCGGGACACUUUGGCCAUGAAAAGCAACAGGAGUGGCAAAAGGCCAUCGAUAAGUUUUUAAAAGAUCCCCUUACAGAAAAAGAUGAUAUAAAUGUUGAUGAAUUGAAGAGAUGGUAUGAAAAUGACAUAGAGGUGAAGAAGGCCCUAGGAGAGCUUAAGGUUGCAACUCAAGAAGGAAUGGCUCAUUUGGAAACGGCAUUAGGACGCAAAGUGGAAACAACAGAACUCAAAUUAUGCGAACAUUUUCAGACAGUUGUGGAAACGGUGCAAGAAGACAUCAAAGAUCAGUUGCGGAAAAUGCAGCAGGCAAUAGUCAGCUCUAACUCAACAGCUACCGAUGGUGAGUGUUGGUAAUGUUAAAAAAUUUUCCACGGCAGAGAGUCAAUCAAUCAGUUUCCCAGCCAAACUCUGCUGAUUAGUUGAUAUACAAAAUGUUUUAAUUGAAUGGUAAGCUUAUGCACAAGCUAAGUUUAAACGAAACGGGUCUCCAUUAUAUUUCAAGAGUUUAGAGUUGAGAAAACAAAGAUUGGUUAAAUAAUAGUUACCUGUUGACUGUCUCGUUCGUAUUAGUACAUAAGGCCUGCAGAGAGUCUCUUCACCCUUCUCUUUUAGCUGUUGCCGCACCACAACUCUGCAAGGUUGUCAUACCUCCUCAUUUCUUUCCCCGAAUGUGCGUCUUUUAUUUGCUGAUGUUUUGGGGGCUGAAGAUCAUCUUUAGCCAAACAAAUGCGCUCUGGCUCUUCAAUUCUAGUUUUGACGUUGCUACUAAGUCGUUCCUCCUCUCAGACUGUCUCAAACAAUUGACCGAACUCAUCUAACUCCUCAACAUCUUGUCCAUCCAAACUAACGCUGCCUGUAAGGUGGAAGGUCAGGAUUAGUAUCACCACCCGCAGGGAAUUUCUUCAGAUUUUAGAAACUGAUUUUUCUUGGUAACUUAUAUUGCAUCAAAUCGCUGUCCGUUCACAUAAUAUGGCUUCAAGAUAAGACAAAAGGAAGAUAGGCGAGGCGUGAUAAGUCAUAAAAGAAAUAAGACAAGGAGCUUUUUUGCACAUUUGUCUAACAAAACAUACAAAAGUAGAUUGAGUGAUUGCUUAUAUCAUAGGUUACAAAUUUUGUAUGAAAUGAGUACGGGACUUUCACUUCCACUUCCCCUGAGUAGUAUACAAUCUAAACUACUAGUAUUUCUAGUAUAUAUCUUAACUGUUAGAUACUGAUUAUUUAGCGAACACUGUUUUGCUUUUCAAACCCAGGACAGCAAUUGCUAAUAAUUUCUUUUUAUACUAAGGAUUUAAAGGAGCUGUGUCACGAAAUUGAGCCAAAUUAGGAAAUUACAAAAUGCCCGUUAAAUUAAGAGAAACAUAAAACUAACCGCUUAAAACUUUAAAGGAAGGUUAAAAUAACAUAACCGAAACAACAGAUGCCACGGAUGGGCAAAACUGAAUUAGAUUGAGAUUAGGGUUUUUGAAAACUGUUCAGCCUAACAGUUUUUCAAAGUUGAUCCCUGCUGCUUGCAACUUCAAUAAUAAUGCUCAGGAGACACAUUUGUUUGUCUCGGAUCUCUGAUUUUGCCAUUUACAUGUAAUUUCUUUGCUUACUUUAAGUUCCGUAGCGAUUGAGGGCGAGCAAUUGGCAAAAUUAAACAAAAUGAACUGGACUGCCGUGACACAGCCCCUAUAAAUCCUCUUGAUUGCUAAUAUUAAUAUACAUUCUGUUUUUUUUUACAAGCCACGACGACUUCCACGACCAAAUGCAAAGACGAUAGCACUAAAAAUGGAGGGCAGGAGGAUCAGCACUGUUUCCCGAAUGCAAACAAGACUCCGCCAGCCGGGCAUGGUUUUGAUAGUUAUAAUAGAGAAAACCUACCAGCGCAAGACCAAGGCUCAGAAGACGUUUCAAAAGAUGAGGAACUAGAGAUUAUUAAAGAUGCAGAGGAUGGACCUCCUUAUAUCCGUAAACUUCAAGUAAAAGAAGAACUGUCAUUGUCAAAAUCAAUGCUCUCCAGAAAAUCUAUUGGUGAAAUAAGACAGUCUCCAGAAAAGGUGUUACUGAUGAUCGGUGCGACUGGGGCUGGGAAAAGCACUCUGAUCAAUGCCAUGGCCAACUACCUUAAGGGCGUCAAAUGGGACGAUGACUUCCGUUUCAAGCUAAUAACAGACGAUGAACCAACGAGUUACCUCACUGCUUACACAUUUUACCCGGCUAUUGAUGAGUCCCCAAUUCCUUACACGUUCACAGUAAUUGACUCUCCUGGGUUUGGUGGAGCAGACGGAUUAAGAAGAGACAAAGAGAUCACUGAGCAAAUAAAGAAGUUCUUUACUAUCCCUCUACCAGAAGGAAUCGACCAUCUCGAUGGAAUUGGCUUUGUCAUUGAUGCUUCACAAGCACGCCUUACUCCAACGCAGAAGUACAUAUUCGAUUCAAUCCUGUCAAUAUUUGGCCGUGAUGUUUCUCGAAAUAUCUUCACGAUGAUUACCUUUGCAGAUAGUCAAACUCCUGCUGUUUUAGACGUCAUCAAGGAGUCCGAAAUUCCAAGCCAGAAUGAAAAAAUUUUUAAGUUCAACAACUCUGCUCUUUUUGCGUCGAACGUUGCUCAAGAAGAAAUAAUCUAUGAUAAAAAGUUCUGGGAAAGGAAUACGAGUUCCCUCGACAAAUUCUUCUUGGAAUUCCCUAAAUCUGAAUGUGUCAGCCUUCAUCUCACUAAGAAAGUACUGAAGGAACGAGAACAACUGUACGUUUCACUUGAAAGUCUUAAAGACCAAAUCAAAUUGGGACUGGACAAAAUGGAAGAGAUGAGACAGGAGGAACUUGUUUUGCAAAAACACGAGCUAGAAAUUGAAGCAAACAAGGAAUUCACUUUUAAAGUCACUAUUACUAAACCAGUUCAUGUCAGCCUAGAAGGGAGAGGACAACACACCACCACAUGCAUUAAAUGCCAGAGCACUUGUCAUAAGAAUUGUAAAAUUGCUGAUGAAAGGAAAAAGUUUAACUGCAGUGCCAUGGGAGAGGAAGGCAAAUGCAGAAUUUGCCCUCUUAGUUGCAUUUGGUCUGACCACAAGAACGUUCCUUACUUGAUCAAAAAUGAAGUGUUUACUGAGCAAAGAACAUUGGAAUGCCUUAAAAUGAAGUAUCUCAAAGCGGUUGACGAAAAGGCAAUAGCAAAACAGAUGAUGAAGUCGUUGGCGGAAUCUCUAGAAAAUGUACAUGUAGUAGUUCUCAACAAAAUAAGACAAGCUCAGAAAAGUGUUCGUCGUUUGAAUGAAAUCGCCCUUAAGCCAAAACCACUCACUGAAGCAGAGUACAUUGACCUACUUAUUGAAUCCGAAAAAAGAGCUGCCAGUCCUGGGUGGGCCCAACGUGUCAAAUACUACGAAGUGGCAAAACGUCAUGCUCAGCUUCUCUCCAAAGCAAAGGAUGAAGAUGAAAGCGAGAAACUAGUUCGAAGGCUCUCCCGGCAAGUUUCAGACAUCAGCGAGGAGGCAAGGAAAACACUGGAAAACUUGUCCAUUGAUGAUGGCGAUUCUGACCCUUGGUUCUCAAGAUUCAAGUUUUAGUGACAUUAAUGCAAACGACCAAACCCAGUUCAAAGGUGUUACAUUACAAUUAGGCAAAAUGUCCCGUCGAACCUCUCUAUUACGUAAUGGGCAGCCCCCAGGGAAGGUUCAAAGUUCUUUUUAUAAUUUCCACCUACGAACAAUUUUAACUCCAGGAUUCCCGACUUAUCUAGGAAGGCCGAAGGGCCUCUGCUCGCAGGGUACUAGUACCUAGACGCUAGCUAAAGAAGGGGUUUGUGUGUGUGUGUAUGUAUUUAUAAGGAAGGGGGCGGUUAAUACACUGUAACCCCUUAAUGAAGUUACUAGAAGAAUAAAAUGGUCACGUGACCUAAUUUUAAAAAUUGCUGUUUAACG
This is a messenger RNA of Porites lobata, 4387 nucleotides long. Lineage: Eukaryota; Metazoa; Cnidaria; Anthozoa; Scleractinia; Poritidae. The record is from the annotation of a GenBank genome assembly.